GACAGAUAUACAUAACCUAACUUCACCAUGAUAAUGUAGUGUCUAUAAUGCUCUCUUACCCAGGCAAAGCGAACCAAUGAAAAUCUAUUUACAUAAUGGUUUUUCCACAGUCAAUUAUUUACCAUGGGAUUUAGUAAUAAAUACGUCGAUAAGCAAUCAAUUAAAAAUAUAAUAUUGCAUAAAACAUGUAGGUACGCGUGUAACUUGGUAAAAUUUCAAGGUGGUUUUAAAAUAGUAUAUUUAACAUUGUGCCGCUUGAAGCAACAGCAUCAUGAGUUUUUAAAAACAACUACACGCUACUGUCGAUUUCUAUGGCCUAAUGUAUAUAAAAACAUGAGAUUUGUUUACCAAGUUUAAUAUAAAUAAAAAAAGGCACGAUGGUGCAAGUCCUCGAGAUUCAAACAACUAAGUUGUCCCUUGAAAAAAGUAACGUCAUAGUUGAUUGGAUCGAUCAUACCGAUCCGUCGAUGACAUACGCUGAUUUUUUUUCGAAAUAUUUAAUUCCGAAUAAGCCGUGUUUAUUUAAUUCCAAAGUGACGGAGAAUUGGUCGUGCAGAAGACAAUGGAGCUUGGACGACGCACCAGAUUUUGAUGCUCUUGAUAUAUUGUUUGGAAACGAAGCAGUCCCAGUCGCGGAUUGCAAUAAGAAGUAUUACAAUUCACAAUCUAAGGAUGACAUGAUAAUGAGAGAUUAUUUAAAUUAUUGGAUGGACUACAACCAGCUGAAAAGCAGUUUCUCGGAUACUAAGUCACUUUUGUAUUUAAAGGAUUGGCAUUGUCCUAAAUUAUUUCCUAAUGCUCCUAUGUAUAAUGUUCCCCAAUAUUUUGCGUCUGAUUGGUUAAAUGAAUAUUACAUUGCAAAUCCUGACUUAGACGACGACUAUAGGUUCGUGUAUAUGGGACCAAGUGGGACAUGGACACCGUUGCAUGCAGAUGUAUUUGGAUCGUACAGUUGGUCUGCGAAUGUAAUUGGAAAGAAACGUUGGUUACUCUUUCCUCCCCAUCAAGAGGACUUUUUACGCGAUAUUAAUGGCCAGUUAAUAUACGACGCAACAUCCGAUGAACUUAAUGACUAUAAAAAGUACAAAGCUUACGAUAAACGUACAUUGAGAUACAUUGAUGUAAUUCAGCAAGCUGGAGAGAUUAUAUUCAUACCUUCCGGAUGGCACCACCAAGUUUGGAAUUUGGAAGAUACAAUUUCAAUUAAUCAUAAUUGGAUUAAUGGAUGCAAUAUUAUGGACGUGUGGCGUGGACUGAAGAAAGAAUUGUGUUCUGUAAUGAAAGAAGUAUCUGAUUGUAAAGAUAUGAAUAAUUGGGUGGAACAAUGCCAACUGAUAUUAAGAUCAACAUUUGGAAUGGAUUAUCAUCUGUUUCUUGAUUUCAUAAUAUUCAUAGCUACACAGCGGUUAAACAUGAUUUUGAAUAAGGAGAAGGUGAUUAGUUUCAAGAAAUACGAAUUCGGAACGAAUCAUUGUAUAUUUGAUCUCGAUGCGAUAAGAUUGGUACUUAUAGAUUUCAUUAAUGACACAGAAGAAAAAUCUAUUUACGAGUUAGUUUGCGAAAGGAAACAAGCUCAUACGUUGUUGAAUAAAAUAGUGAAAUUACUGACUUCGUACAAUCUCGAAUCUUUAUGCGAAACGCAAACGAAUGGCAAAGUUUAAAAUAAAACCUAAUAAAUUUUGUAUAGUUGAAAGAUUAAUUGAAAAAUGCAUUUUUUUACAGUUUAAUAAUAUAAUAGUAUAAAUUAUAUUAGGUGAAAUUUGAGUAUAUAUAUAUAUAUUUAAUUACAACAACAAAAAGGAGUUUCUUUUUUUUAUUACAUUUACGACAUUGUAGCUGUUUUCAUAUUUCAGUAAAAACAUUGUUGUAACAUUAACAGUGCAUAAUAUCUAUUUAACAACAAAUCGAAUUAUUUACUUAAUAUAAAUACUUGUAAAUAUAUAUAUAUAUAUAUUUAUUCAUACUGUAAAUAUUGUAUAUAACGCAAUGUAAAAAGGACAAUAAAAUACAGAAAGUGAAUUUAUUCUGAUUAUAAACAAAAAGGUCUUGUAUAUUAGAGUAUUUUAGGUCAUAUUAAAUGGAAUACCUUUGAAAUCUAAAUAAUAAGAGAACGUACACUGCUAUUACAUUACCAUGAAACAUAAGCAAAGGAAGUUUAUUAUGCUAAGCUUACUGAUUUAGAGCUCUGUAAAUAUGCGAUUCAUUUUUGUAUCACAAAAUGCCCUCGAUGAUUGAUACAAAUGUAAAAUUAUAAUGUGACACUCUUAAGACAGGACGCAUGAUCUCUAAAUUUUCGUAUCAAUUGGAAAUAAAGAAUCCUCUGUUAUAAAUAAUUUUGAAAUAUCAUUCUGCAACAGUGAUAGUUUUUUCCCUAUG
Messenger RNA from Nomia melanderi (Alkali bee), 2376 nucleotides. It is a transcript of the gene JMJD4, whose product is annotated as jumonji domain containing 4. The record is from RefSeq and is a predicted model, not a curated record. Gene Ontology annotation, cellular component: nucleus; cytoplasm. Gene Ontology annotation, biological process: positive regulation of translational termination; protein hydroxylation. Lineage: Eukaryota; Metazoa; Arthropoda; Insecta; Hymenoptera; Halictidae. Gene Ontology annotation, molecular function: sequence-specific DNA binding; 2-oxoglutarate-dependent dioxygenase activity.